This is a messenger RNA of Knipowitschia caucasica, 3330 nucleotides long. The record is from the annotation of a GenBank genome assembly. NCBI's taxonomy places the organism in Eukaryota, Metazoa, Chordata, Actinopteri, Gobiiformes, Gobiidae.
AUGAAAGACCGAGAAAUGAUUUAUUUAUCAGUCGUUGCUCUGGUUGUUUCAUUAUGUGUGGUGCCAUUAACAGCAGAAGUGUCCUACACAUCAAACUUUCAGAAACACCGUGCACUUAAAAUGGACGAGGCUUUGCUGACUGUAAACAAUGAACUCACCACUGAUGUAGUAGUAACAUGGUCUUCUCAAGAAUGUUACCAGUGUCUUUAUCAGAAUCUUGGAGUGGUGAAAGCAGCACCGAGUCCUGGCCGACCUACUUCAUCCGAAUUUAUUGUGAAUACACAGCAUAGACUCUUAAUGAUGGUUAAUGGGACUUCAGCCAAGCAGCUUUGCAACAUGAUCGCAUUUCACUUUGGAGAGCACGGAAAUUACUCUCUUUGGAUAAAAAAUUUGAACAACAGCUCUGUAGCUGACUGUUCCAUAGUGACGGAUACAGGACCAGUGAACAGUUUCAUACCACUUAUCAUAGCCUUUGUUGUCCUUGCUGGAGUGGCAUUAAUUUUUGCUGUUGGAAAAACGGUGUUGGGGCUUGAGACAAUGAGAAGAGUUUUCUUUCAACUGACUGGUUCUAUGGAAACAGAGAGGUUGAUAAACUCUGAACUUGGAUCUCCUGGGCGAACGGUUACUACAGUCGCUGACAAUAUAUUGCCUCCUCCUCCAAGCCCCAGCAAAAGACUUCGAUCACUCGAUACUUUCAGAGGUUUGUCUUUAGUCAUUAUGGUCUUUGUGAACUAUGGAGGUGGGAGAUACUGGUUCUUUAGACAUUCAAGCUGGAAUGGUCUUACUGUUGCGGACCUAGUCUUUCCUUGGUUUGUUUUUAUAAUGGGGACUUCUAUUGCUCUGUCAAUCAACAUGCUGCUGCGAUCAGGCUCCACUCGUUCCUCUCUGCUGAAGAAGGUGCUGGGGAGAACUGUGUUACUGUUUGUUAUUGGAGUCAUCAUCAUCAACCCAAAUUACUGCAAAGGACCCUUGUCCUGGGACAACUUAAGAAUUCCUGGGGUGCUGCAGCGUCUGGCCUGGUCGUAUCUGGUGGAUACUUGGUGGUCCCCUGUUCUCGACAUCUUACUUUACUGGCCAUCCUGGUUAUGCGUGAUCCUCUUAGAAGUGGCAUGGCUUUGUUUGACGUUUCUACUUCCUGUACCUGACUGUCCCACUGGUUAUCUGGGUCCUGGAGGAAUAGGGGACAUGGGUCUAUAUCCUAACUGUACUGGAGGAGCUGCUGGAUAUAUUGACCGCUGGCUCCUGGGGGAGAAACACAUCUUUCAGACACCUUCUUCUCGGGUUAUAUAUGCAACACAGACGCCAUUUGAUCCAGAAGGUGUUUUGGGAAGCAUUAACUCAAUUGUAAUGGCUUUUCUGGGAUUACAGGCAGGCAAGAUAAUCCUUCACUACAGGGAUCUUCAUACGAGCAUAUUGUCAAGGUUUCUCAUUUGGGGUCUUUUCUUGGGAAUUCUAUCAGCAAUCCUAACAAGAUGCUCCAAAGACCAGGGAUUUAUUCCUGUCAAUAAGAAUUUGUGGUCCCUGUCCUAUGUGACCACUUUGGCUUGUUUUGCUUUCGUGCUCCUAGUGCUCAUUUAUUACAUUGUAGAUGUAAGAAAGUGGUGGUCUGGUGCACCUUUCUACUACCCAGGUAUGAACUCCAUGCUUGUGUAUGUGGGUCAUGAGAUCUCGCGUGGCUUUGUAACUUUCCCACGCCUGUUGUUUUGGCGUCUGCCCUGUGCCAUUCCUCCCCCACACCUCCCCCAUGUGCACCUCCCCCAUGGAUCUGCCUCCCCCCUCUCCACGGCCCUUUCUCCCGCAGAGCCGCUGGGCCUGGAGCGGGGGGCGGGGUGGGAUCUCGCGAUUGUUGAACUUUUCUGGGGGAAGUUUGGUGAGAGACCUCAGCCUCAGCGUUUGACAAGGGAGGCCAUGAGAAAUUACUUGAAAGAAAAAGAUGACCAAACAUUGCUAAUUUUGCAUGCAAAAGUUGCCCAAAAGUCUUAUGGCAAUGAGAAAAGGUUCUUCUGCCCUCCACCAUGUGUUUAUCUGUUGGGAAGUGGCUGGCAGAAGAAGCAGGAGAAAAUGGAGAAGGAAGGGUGCACGGAGCAGGAGGCCCAGCCCUGUGCCUUUAUUGGAAUAGGGAACAGUGAGCAGGAAAUGCAACAACUCAACCUGGAAGGAAAACACUUCUGUACUGCAAAAACACUGUAUAUCAGUGACUCGGAUAAACGCAAACACUUCAUGCUCUCUGUGAAGAUGUUGUAUGGCAACAGCGCUAACAUAGGAGUCUUCCUGAGCAAGAGGAUAAAGGUCAUCUCCAAACCAUCCAAAAAGAAACAGUCCCUCAAAAACGCAGACUUAUGUAUUGCGUCUGGAACAAAAGUGGCACUGUUUAAUCGCUUGCGCUCUCAGACGGUCAGCACCAGAUACCUGCAUGUGGACGGAGGAAACUUCCACGCAAGUUCGCAGCAGUGGGGGGCCUUCUUUAUUCACCUCUUGGAUGACGAGGAGUCUGAAGGGGAGGAGUUUGCAGUGAGGGACGGAUACGUUCACUAUGGACAAACGGUCAAACUCGUCUGCUCUGUCACGGGCAUGGCUCUCCCUAGACUGAUCAUCCGAAAAGUGGACAAGCAGAAUGCGUUGUUAGAUGCUGAUGACCCCGUGUCGCAACUCCACAAAUGUGCCUUCUACCUCAAAGACACUGAAAGGAUGUAUCUCUGCCUCUCACAAGAACGAAUCAUUCAAUUUCAGGCUGCACCGUGUUCCAAAGAGGCGAACAAAGAGGUCAUUAACGAUGGGGCUUCUUGGACGAUUAUUAGCACAGACAAAGCAGAGUACACUUUCUUUGAAGGCAUGGGUCCUGUUCCCAAUCCCGUCACCCCUGUCCCUGUGGUAGAGAGCCUUCAGUUAAAUGGUGGUGGGGAUGUAGCAAUGUUGGAGCUCACAGGACAGAAUUUUAGCCCUAACCUCAGAGUGUGGUUUGGAGAUGUGGAGGCUGAUACUAUGUACAGGUGUGGUGAGAGUGUCCUGUGUGUGGUCCCGGACAUCUCAGCCUUCAGAGAGGGCUGGCGAUGGGUGCGACAGCCGGUGCAGGUCCCCGUCACUCUGGUCCGAAACGAUGGCAUCAUCUACUCGACCGCCCUCACCUUCACAUACACCCCUGAGCCGGGCCCUCGGCCGCACUGCGGGGCAGCUGGAGCCAUUAUCCGAUCUCAAAGCACUUCUUCAUCAUCACCCGCCUCCUCCUCCUCCCCUUCCUCUCUGGGCGGUCUGGGGGAAAGCCAGGGGGCAUACAGUGGCAGUGACUCUGGCAUGUCUUCUGGAGGUUCAACCAUGUCACUAUCCUCAUAG